Messenger RNA from Micropterus dolomieu (smallmouth bass), 3718 nucleotides. RefSeq names its product inositol-tetrakisphosphate 1-kinase b (gene itpk1b). The coding region runs from base 251 to 1471 and encodes 406 amino acids. NCBI's taxonomy places the organism in Eukaryota, Metazoa, Chordata, Actinopteri, Centrarchiformes, Centrarchidae. The record is from RefSeq and is a predicted model, not a curated record. Gene Ontology annotation, molecular function: ATP binding; inositol-3,4,5,6-tetrakisphosphate 1-kinase activity; inositol-1,3,4-trisphosphate 5-kinase activity. The transcript has 11 exons. Gene Ontology annotation, biological process: inositol trisphosphate metabolic process. Gene Ontology annotation, cellular component: cytoplasm.
UGCAGUCAGUUCAAUGUAGAGACUGGGAGAGGAAGCACCGGGCACAUCUGAACGCGGGUCCAGCAGUGCCUGUCACCUGAUCUGAAAACUUCUUCUUCUCCUUCUUCUCCACUAGAACGAGAAUGGGAAACUACCCGAGCUAGUUUCUGAAGAGGACACACAUUCUGGGGGGAGGACUGUGCUAAAAUUGCCAGGUCGAGCCUUCAGUCACACAGUUUACCUCCAGAGGAGGUACAGAAGCACAGUGGAGAUGCAGACCUUCCUGAAAGGCCGGAGAGUCGGCUACUGGCUCAGCGAGAAGAAGAUGAAGAAGCUGAAUUUUCAGGCCUUUGCUGAUUUGUGCAGGAAAAGAGGAAUAGAAGUUGUUCAGCUGGACCUCAGCCAGCCUCUGGAGGAGCAGGGUCCCCUGGACGUCAUCAUCCACAAACUGACAGACCUCAUCCUAGAGGCUGACCAGAAUGAUUCACAGGCUGUGCUGCUGGUGCAAAGAGUACAGGACUACAUUGAUGCCCACCCUGAGACCAUCGUUCUGGACCCUCUCCCGGCCAUCCGGACUCUGCUGGACCGCUGCAAGUCCUACCAGCUCAUCCACAGAAUAGAGAGCUGUAUGCAAGAUGAGAGGAUUUGCUCUCCCCCAUUCAUGGUCCUGAACACCGAGUGCAACCCAGAUGUGCUGGAGCAGAUCAAGAGGCAAGGACUCACAUUCCCCUUCAUUUGCAAAACACGUGUGGCUCAUGGAACCAACUCCCAUGAGAUGGCCAUUAUCUUUAGUGAGGAGGACCUGAAUGACGUGAAGCCUCCAUGUGUGAUCCAGAGCUUCAUCAACCACAACGCAGUGCUUUACAAGGUGUUUGUGGUGGGAGACUCCUACACAGUGGUGGAGAGACCUUCACUGAAGAACUUCCCUGCUGGACCGGCAGACAGGAAAGCAAUUUUCUUCAACAGCCACAAUGUUUCCAAACCAGAGUCGUCCUCAGACUUGACCACGAGAGAGAACGUGGAGGGAGUGUCUCAGCCACCCAAUGAUGACGUCAUCCGAGAGUUGUCCAGGUCAUUGCGGCAGGCACUGGGCGUGUCCCUCUUUGGCAUCGACGUCAUCAUCAACAACCAAACAGGCCAACAUGCCGUCAUUGACAUCAACGCAUUCCCUGGUUAUGAGGGUGUCUCUGAGUUUUUCAAUGACCUCCUGAACCACAUCACCAGUGUGCUUCAGAGCCACAACCCAGACUUCACCCCUGCCGGCGAGCAAUCCAAAACCCUGCCGGUGAGCACCACAGUACCUAACGCCGCCCCGCCGGCCUCCGGCUGCUGCAGCAUGCUGGGGAAAGAGGCCAGCGGCAGCCCCUGGAUCGUAGAGGGUGACGGAGGGCUGAAGGGCCCCCGUCAGAGACUGGGCUGCAACUCAGCUAUGUCCCCCAACUUCCAGCAGCACUGUGUCUCCACAAUAGCUACCAAGGCUUCCUCCCAGUAACUGAUCCCCUGCCCCCACUCCGUUUGAUCCCUGAACAAAAAACGGAUGACAAUGGUGACAAUAAUAAUGAAUAAUCAUAAUAAUUAUGAUGUUAAUGAUGAUAAUAUAUCUAAUCAAAAAGCAAACCUUUUCCUAUAUAGUUAUUGAAAAUGAUGGUGAUUGGGUGUAAGCUUUUUUCUCUCUGCCUUUUUUGUAUUUUUCGUUUUGUCUAAUGAGACUUAACAGUACUGUAAUGUGAACUUUUGGGAACUUUAGCCUAAUAGCUGAUUUUAUUUUUCUCUCUUAUGUGAGUUCUCUGUAAUGAAAAAGGGUCCAGAUGAGGUAGCUACUGGGAAUGGCCGAAUCGGGACUGGAGAAAGAUGUGCAAUGUAUGAUCCGUUGUAUCUCCCGCACACACGCAUACAUACACGCAGGUACGUUUGCAUUGCGACAGACCAUGCCGGUGAUGUGUGUUUGUAUUCUGGUCAAUACCACUGAUUCCUCGGCACAAAGUGAGGGGGAGAAAAGGUGGCUGGACAUUCGAACACUACUCCACAGAUCCCGGGCUGCUACGUGACUGUGGCCAUCUGACGGCGGAAGACAUAAUGACCCUGAACAUGAACGACAGGAUAGUUUUGGGUUUAGUUAGUUUGAACAAACAAGUAAGCGCUUAACUUUUCUGAGUGCCAUCAAAUUCACUUAGAGCGUAGGAAGGAUGCCUGCAGGAAAGAAAACAUGAUCUUCAAAGGUUUAAAAAAACAAAAGUAAAUCUCCAUGACCAUGUGACCAAGGUUUUUUUGUUUGUUUUUUUGGAUGAUUGUUGUUGCACCAAUGUUUAUAGGUCUUUUGAGUGUUUUACUUUGUCGAGUCCCGGAUGUUCAACAAACAACCCGUGUCCUUGUUUGAGUGGCUCCAGUGCAGGAAGAUGAGGAUCACAUUCCCUUCUUGUGUUUGUGGAUGUUUUCAGAGAAUUCCAUGAUUUUUCAGAAUUCCAAGUGGGAUCUUGUGCGAUUUCUCUCAUCACUUCAUGGGUUUGUAGUCUCCUUAAACAGACUCUCCAUGUGUCUUCAAUGCUUGAAUCUGCAAUGUGAGCAAACUACUCUCCUGAGGCCAACUUGACCUAUAAACAGACUUGGGGCUGCUGUGUAGCUUGUCACUAUUUAUAGAAUUGUUUAUCAGAAAAUCAAUUAUUCCACAAAAAUUAGGUAAAAUGUGUGUUUGGAUACCCAACAGUUGGGUAUCAAUUAUUUUGAUACCAUUAAAUAACCACAGUUCUAGAUAAGUGAGGACUUUGUUCAGCUUUAAUACCUCAUUUGAUUUAAUUUUAGUCUUAACAGCAAUUACAAAAUGCAGUUAAAGAAACCUUCAGUCCAGUCGGUUCAUUUGCUUCAAGCUUAAAUUCUCCGACCUAGUCUUCUAUUCCAGCUGCUGUAUUUGUGUCACAUGUUAAAAUCAUUUGGAGGGGAAGUGGGGGAGACGGUCCAGCUCUUGUUCCCAGUGUUCACUGUGAGAUUUUUUUACUCAAAUUUUGUUAAUAUCUUUGUCCUGAUAUCUACUAAGAGCAACUUUAUUUUAUGAGAUUUUAUGGGGGAAAAUGUUUUAUAUAAUUGAAAUGAAAUGAAAGCACGGGCUGUUUUUGAUCAAACAGUGGCUAUUAACAAGAGGUAUGGUGAAAAUGCUGGGUCUGGUUGUACAGGUGGUAUCAAAGGGACUAAUGAGCUUGUGGUUGAUGCUGUUGUCUCCCUCUAGCAUCUAGUGGAAAGGAGAGCCAACCUGCAGAGAAUACAGAUGUUUGUAGCCAUGUCAUCCAGCAUCUCUCUGGGGCAAAAGAAUACCAGUGACAAGUGUCAUGAAGCAACAAAUUCUAAAUACAAAGGUGUUGCAGCAGGUUCAGGGGAACCUUUCCCCCAAUUGCUCAUCUUGAAAUAGGGGCAAAGAUUUGGGUGUGCACCUGUUUAGGUUGGAGAGGAUAUCUGUGUACACCACUAUAUUGUGUCCUAUGUUGUGUUCCUUAUCGUGCUUCUAAAUGGGAAAUAAAUGGUUAAUCCUACCUUUGGUCAUUUCUGCAACCUAGACUGUGUCAUCAUGUUCCCAGCUUCCACCUGAAUGUUUACAUCUUGUACAGUACGUGUAUAUAUGCCUAGGCUUACAUCCGUACAGUAUGUUAUUUUGUAUCAGUUCUGUAAUUGAGAGGAAGCCACAAUUUUGUGACCUUUUUUUAAAUUAAAGGGCCAAACCAACAGGGUGAAAUAAACAUGUGAAACCUUA